This is a messenger RNA of Cuscuta europaea, 2298 nucleotides long. The record is from the annotation of a GenBank genome assembly. Lineage: Eukaryota; Viridiplantae; Streptophyta; Magnoliopsida; Solanales; Convolvulaceae.
GGUUGUACCAUAUUCCACACAUUUUGUAGAUAGACAUUCAUAAUGUUUGCAACUAGAUUUAACAACCCACAAAAAUACAUUCCCACAUUAAUAACAAUUCCAAUGCUCCCCCCUUCUUCAAUCACCACAAACGAACAACGUAUUGACAUCUCUUGUUCCACAUGUUUGCAUACUCACAAUCUGGAAUCAACGACUUUCCUAUUAACAGGUGCCCUGCAAAGGAAGUCACCAUCACUCCACAUUCUCUCGACCUGUAGACAGACAACUCAAAAGAAAGACAAAUCAAAUGGAAUGUCAGACAACUCUUUUCACUUCACAAACAACUACAAACCAAGCAUUGACAAGGGUGGGCUUGACACGGUUGCGUACGGGUCUGACAUGGAGGCCUUGGUGCUGGACAGUGGGAUUUGAAGCUAACAGAUCUGAACCAUCACAGGUAUGUUUCGAAGUAAUGGUCACUGGAAUUUGAAGGUUUUGAACUGAAAUUACAGGUUGAUGGAGAAGGUGUGGAAGGUUUUUAAAUCUGGCCGGCAGUGAAACCUACAGAGAUCCUGGAAGCGCAAUGGUUUCCGUCACUUUUGGCCUAGUAAGCAUUCAAAGCUGAUGAGUGAAGCUGAUGAUUUCCGUUACGUAGUCCGGCUACUGUUAGACCUCCGCUCCUGCUACCUUGUCGUUGUCGCUGGGGUCGCCGGAGCCUGAUGAGGGUUUGGCUGGUGUGGGGUGGACCAAGGUUUGACAGCUGGUUACUGUCCGGAUGGGUUUUCAGACUUCCCACCGAAGUUGCUUGGGUGUUAGCCGGAACCAAGCAGGGGUGGGGGGUUUGAACGAUGGUGACGUGGCGUCUUGUGCUUCAAGUGCGGCACUACCUUAAUUGAGGGAGAUGAAAGGGAGAGGGGAAGGCCGGAAAAGAGGGAGAUGAAAGGGAGAUGAGGGGGAAGGAAGAUGAGGGAGGGGUAAAUUUUUGGAGUAAUAUUUAUAUGGGGUACAAUAUAAAUAUUGCUAAAACUUACUCACUUUUUUAGUAGAAAGAAAUGAAACAAUUCUGUCCAAUGAGCCAAGCACAGCCGGAAAGAAAUUUGAAUGUCUUGAAGAAAACGGCGCCUAAAUUAAUACUGUAGUAAUUUCCACAACCAAAAUUAAUUAAAUUAAAUAGCUGCUGCUGCUGCUGCUUAGCCUGCGGGAGAAGAAAGCCCACCGCCCGAGGAAACCACUCAGGAAGGCGAGGAGCGAACACACGGAAGUCGUCUCUCUGGAGCGGACGGAGGGAGGGGGGUGAAAUGGAACCUGCAGGAGAUGAAGAAGAGUAUGCAGUGUUCCUAGAAAAGGUGAAGCGGACGGUUUUCAUAGAUAACCUCUCACCAAUGGCCACUGAGGCUGUCCUAAGAGCCGCCUUCAACCAAUUUGGAUCCGUCACUAAUGUCUGUUUACUCCCUAACUACCUCGAGCCCCCCAAUGCAGCUCAAUCAGCUCUGGUGGAGAUGCAAACCGCUGAUCAGGCCGAAUCAAUCAUAUGUGAGGUCAGCUGUUCACCGUUCAUGAUCUCGGGUAUGCCAAGGCCUGUGAGGGCACAUGCCGCUGAAGUUGAUAUGUUUGAUGAUUGCCCCCGCAAACCUGGUACUAAGGUACAAUUCCAUUGGGUGGACCGUGGAAACCAAAACUAUGGGAUAGCCAUGAGGAUGAGUGCUCUUGCUAGAGAACAUGCUGCCCAAGCUCAAAUUUUGAUGGAGCAUCAACUGGAAGAGGAAGAAAAACUCGCGAAAAAGCAGGAAAUGACCUUGCAGGCAAAUUACAAAAAGUAUAAGCUGUUAAUGGGUAUUGCUGGAAAUGGGCAAAACGGAAAUGCUAAUCAGUUAGCUGCGCGAUAUGGUCUACUAAUUGGAAAUUCCAAUAAGUCCCAUUGAGUGUAUGAUUUUCUUCUGAUUCAUUUGGACAGCUGAUUUACUUAGGAAGCCAAGUAAAAAUGGACGCACCUUAUCUGUGAGGAUUAAAGUAAAGCUUUUAGCAAUUUAACAUUAGGUAGUACUUAGAUGGCACGAAGGGUACUUUUGUAAAUGUCUUUAGGCUUUUGUGCAGUAGAUAUUUUGCUGCCCUGAUUUGUACUCAUCGGGCAUUUGAAGUCCUAAAAGUUAGGAUUUGGGUAUAUGUUUACUCGUUAAAUCAUCUAGGUUAUGGAAGUAAUGGAACUGAUAAAUGUUCACCUACUGCAAUGGUGGCAUUUGAAAUCUCAUGUGUUUUUUUGCCUAUAACACACACACUACCGCACAAUUGCAACUAUAACUUUCUUGUCCUAUAAGUUAG